GCCCCAGAGAAUAAGACUGCAGUGGGAAGCUGCUAUUCAGCAUCCAGAAAGUGUGUCUUCGACUGUGGUUGCUGCUAAAUCAGCGUAUGUGUCAAACAGACCCACCCUGGACAUGAUAUGUACCUUGCUUGCAGACAAAGACUUGCUGAUCAUCAAAGUAGCAAAGAAAAUACAAGAUUAUAGGUUGCCAAAUUGAGAGAGAGCCAGCAGAGGCAACUGAGCGAUACACUCGAUGGAUCAAUAAUCUAACCUGUGAGCAGCUUCUUACUCAGGUUUUUACUUCCCAUGGACCAACUGUAAUUAUGCCAACUUGGUUCUGUUCCCGAGAAUGGUUUUGUCAUGUGGGCAGAUUUGAUGAAGCGGGAAAGGGCACCCCAGAAGACCUGCUGUUCUUUUAUGAACAUCUCCGAAAAGGUGGUGGAGUCUUUCGAGUCAACCAGCGCCUCCUUCUGUACCGUUACCAUCCACAGGCGGCAACCCAUUCAGUCCUAGAGGGAACCAUCUGGACACACCGUGUCUUGUUUCUGGAAGAGAGAAUCCUCAGUCGGUGGACUUUCUUCACCAUUUGGAAUGCUGGCAAACAGGGAAGGAAGCUCUUUAGGAGCUUGACUCCAGCUAAUCAGAAAAAAGUGGCUGCAUUUUGUGAUGUGGAUACAAAUAAAAUCGCAAAAGGAUUUUAUACUUAUGAAGAAUCUAAGGAAAAUCCCAAGCCCAGAAUCCCUAUCCUACAUUUCAGAGAUGCUUCCCCACCUUUCAUUAUUUGUGUGAAGUUGGAUUUGACAGGUGGACAGUUUGAGGAAAACUUGAAGCUGUUGAAUCUGAAGGAAGCUGUGGAUUAUUAUCAUUUUAACUGAAGAAUGUGGUGCACUGGAAGGCUUUAUGUUGCUAGACAAACCAGAGGAGAUGCUAUCCUGUUUCUGCCCCCACCUCCAAAGGAAUUCCUCAAAACAGGUAUUAGUAAAUUAAAAGGUGAAAUACUACUUGUAUUUCCUUAAAAAAAGGGGGGGACAGCUGAUGGUGGAAUGACAGCAAAGCUUAGUAUACAAUCUAAACUCUGCUGUGAAUGCUGCUCUCGAUCGGAAGGUGUACAGAAGGAGUUUCCCCCAGAGUUGCUAGCAUUUCAAGGAUGUCACUCCUUUGCACUAUUCACACAUUGUAAAGGAAUAGCAGGAUGAGAUCCUGCUGAUCCAUUACAACCUGCACAUUGGGGGAAAUGAGACAAGUCACAACUUUGAUGAUUCCCCACCCUACCCCAGCUAACACAUUGAAAUGUCUAACAUUGUAGGGGACACACACCCAAUUGUUCUUGCAUUGGUUUUUAGAAGGGUGCAUUUACAGUUGACCUAUGUAUCAAGAAGUGGUGAAUACCUGUGCAAUUCCAGCAUGGGCAGGAACAGCUGGAGGCUCCUCUAAGGUAAAGCCUUGCUAUGCUGUGUGAUGCAUGUGGUUUAUAUGCAGGCUUAAAGAGGCUACACAUUAUCCUCAGGCUAGGUAAAAGUCGAACGUGAGAAUUAGAAUAUAAUUUUACAUAAAUGUGAUUGGAAAUGGUCUCCAUUAUAUUUUUCCCCCUAUUGUGAGAUUAACUAGUCAUUUAGGGCACUCCUGUUCCAUAGUAGUGAAGUCCAUUGUGAUAACAAGAACUACUUCUACAUAACCUUGCUGGUUGUUCCUCUGUAUCAAAGGGAGGGGCUCACAUUGGUUCUCCAGUCUAGACAAAUUUAUUUUGCACCAUUUUUGCAUAGCCAAAAAUGGGAGGGGAGGGGAAAAAUAACAUUUCCAAAAACAUUCUUUGGAUGCUGCUCACAGCAGCUUAUUGCCCCUGUAGCUCCAGGUAGGAUAUUUAAAAAACAUCCCCAGGCUUUUCAGACGCAGUUUUAAACCUUCAGACUGUUUCUGGGCUGCUUUUCUGGUAUUUAGCUUUGUUUUUUUGUAAAGUGCCCUAGGAAUAUAACUGAAGGGUGCUAUAUUAUUAUUUGUAAUAUAUAAUAAACUAAAUUAAAACAGUCAGUAUCUGAGCACUGCCAGAGAAUGUUAGUGUAUGGCAGGCUGAGAGUUUUCAUAUCAAAUUGGUGGUGGGACAGGAGAGUCAGCUGUACUUCCUGUUUAUAGAGGUAACAUUUUUCCAGUUGAAAUCACACAAUGAAUUUAGGUUAUGAUCCCAUUGUUUUGGUGCCCUUCACACAUGCCAAGAACAUCAAUAGUCCCUUUCCUGAACAUCAUUGUGCCACUGCUCUGCUAACAUACCAAGUGUACAAACAAACCUUUUUGCUUGGUGUGUGUGUUUCUCUUCUUCCCUAUACAGCAAAGCUGCUAGCUGCCCUUCUAUGCACAGCAACUGGAGUUGUGCAUUGGUUCUUCUUACAAAAACAGUGGUACAUAAUUUCAUUUG
This is a messenger RNA of Podarcis muralis (Common wall lizard), 2389 nucleotides long. The record is from RefSeq and is a predicted model, not a curated record. NCBI's taxonomy places the organism in Eukaryota, Metazoa, Chordata, Lepidosauria, Squamata, Lacertidae.